Molecule: messenger RNA, 435 nt
Organism: Arachis stenosperma
Lineage: Eukaryota; Viridiplantae; Streptophyta; Magnoliopsida; Fabales; Fabaceae
Exons: 1
Coding region: 1-435 (144 amino acids)
Source: RefSeq, a predicted model, not a curated record
AUGGAGGCCAGAAGAAGCGCGCUAGUUACAUGCUGUGAGAGGUGGUAUGUGAGAAAGGAAAUUCACUGGAAGCAGAUGUCUCGGUCUCAGCAUGUGAAGGAUAUGGACAAGAACACAAGGUAUUUCCACAGUAUAGUAUUGGCAAGAAGAAGAAAUAACAGGAUUGAUUCUUUGGUCGUUAAUGGCAGACUGGUAAAGAACCAAGCUAGAAUAAAAAUAGUUAUUAUAGAGUUUUACAAAGAACUAUAUCAUCAGGAAGAUUCUCCUGUGUUGGGAUUCAGAGAUGGUCUGGUGGAAAGAAUAGAGGAGGUGGACUCUAUAGCUUUGGAGACAUUGCCUUCGACCGAAGAGAUCAAAGAGGCAGUAUGGGAUUGUGAGUCAUCUAAGGAGCCAGGUUCUGAUGGAUACAACAUGAAUUUCAUCAAGAGAUGCUGA